GGUGAAUGAAUGAAUGAGAGACAGUGUUUCCGACGAUUCGCCGACCAAUGAGGCUGCACCUGAACACAAUAACUGGUCAUAGCGCCCUGUCCUCUUGCCCGGCAGCUUUGGAGCUUUCCAAAUGUCAGAAGCGCGAAUAACGUCAAAUCAUCGUUCGAUUCUUUGUCUUUGGAACAAAUCCGAGAAGUCAAGCAUAUCAAUCUCUCAACCACCAUCUCCGCUCACAAACUACUGCUAAAAUGGCCGCGAUCAAGCCCAUCACUGGUAUGCUCAAGAAGGGCCUCGUCACCGACUUGGCCAUUGCCCUCGGCAUCGGCGCCACCAUGGGUAGCUUGUUCUGGCACGGAUACCACAUGCCCCGCACCCACGGCCGAGACAACUUCUACAACGCCCUCGAGAAGGAGCGUGCUACCAAGCAGGGCCAGUAAGCCGUUCCAUCCAAGGCACCCACCAGGACCAGGGGCAGAGGACGGCAAUCACAUCAUGCAUAGAAGCAACUUUCUUAUGUUCGGGGGCUGCAUAGAGAUGAAGAAGCCAUGGCGGGCGGACCGAGCUGGGGCUGUUCAACUGUAUAAUACGAUACCGACAAUCCAGACUUGAUCAACCAUUUAAAUCUCCCUGCAUGCUAUUUCUACCCGCGGGAGCCUCGUUGUGAUACACCGGGCCGGGAAAGCUGGAUUGGAUCAGUUGCCAGGGCGCCCUUUCGGGAGGAAUCCUAGAGUUUCAUGGUCUGGUGUACAUGCAAAUCAGCGUCGAGCCACAAGGCGAGCGUCGCUAUGCGUAAGCAUGUCGGCUUGGGACUAUCAUGAUGCUGCAAUAUGACCUU
Messenger RNA from Truncatella angustata, 826 nucleotides. RefSeq lists its product as uncharacterized. Bases 240 to 428 code for a protein of 62 amino acids. The transcript has 4 exons. The record is from RefSeq and is a predicted model, not a curated record. Gene Ontology annotation, biological process: mitochondrial electron transport, cytochrome c to oxygen. Lineage: Eukaryota; Fungi; Ascomycota; Sordariomycetes; Amphisphaeriales; Sporocadaceae.